Messenger RNA from Plasmodium relictum, 735 nucleotides. RefSeq lists its product as hypothetical. NCBI's taxonomy places the organism in Eukaryota, Apicomplexa, Aconoidasida, Haemosporida, Plasmodiidae. The record is from RefSeq and is a predicted model, not a curated record. The transcript has a single exon. Bases 1 to 735 code for a protein of 244 amino acids.
AUGUCAAUGCACAAGAAAACAAUAGAAAUAAUACAAAAGGAAAAUUUUAAUCAAUGGAAUGAGGAAGAAUUGGAAAGAAAUUUAUGUAUUUCACAUAUAUAUACAAAAUCAAAAGAGUUUUCUAUUGAUAUUUAUGAACAAGAAAAUAGUGAUAAAUCAAAUAAAGAUAUAAAUAAUAUAUCUUCAAUUACUUUGAGUAAUGAUCAAAUAUUAAGAUCUUUAAGUACAAUGAAGAAAGAGAUUAAUAAUAAGGGUAAUAAAAUUACAAGCAAUUUUCUUACAUCAAAUUUUAUAUCAUCUGAUAUUCUAGAUUCAGAUGACAUUUUUUUUAAUAAUGAAAUAAUAGAAACUAUGAAGGCUUUGUAUUAUUUUAAUUUAUCUAAAAUUGUGAUGUUUUUACAUAAAAUUCACUUGAGAAAAAGAUUAAAUAAAAAAUCAUAUAUGAGUUGUAUUGUAUCAAUAAUUAUUUUAUUUCUUCAGUGUAUAAAUGCAGCUGAAAAAAUUGAAAAUUGUAAGGAAAAAUUAAAAUCUAUAUGUAAUAAUUUUACUGGCGAUUGUAUAUCUCCGUAUAAAAAUUCAAAUGAUCUUUGUGAUACUAUACAUCAUCAUUGUCGUACUUAUGAUAUAGACUUCUCUGGUAUUAUAGACUUCUCUGAUAUUUCACUGUAUCUUUUAAUUGCUUUAGCUUUUUUAGUUGUCCUUAUGAUUGUUUAUAUAGUAAAGAAUAUUACCUAA